This is a messenger RNA of Oikopleura dioica, 1677 nucleotides long. The record is from the annotation of a GenBank genome assembly. NCBI's taxonomy places the organism in Eukaryota, Metazoa, Chordata, Appendicularia, Copelata, Oikopleuridae.
AUGAAACUUUCUUUGACCUUAUUUCUCGCUGCUUCGGCUCAAGAUUUGGCCGACCAACGAUGUGUAGAUUACAAUCUUGGUCAACGAUGCAAAUCCGAAUGCAAUGGCGCUCUCUUCACUUGCGAGUCUGCUUGUGAUCCCAAUGACUACACCUGCCAAACUCGGUGCCAAUCAACCCACCUCGAUUGCACCAACACCUGUCCUUGUGGCCCUGCUUGUCCUCUCGGGUGUAGUUCUAGCGAUGGCUGCGCUCUUAACAGUUUCUGCUCCUACAGAAGCGUUCUGUUGAUCAAUCACGAGUGUGUAGCUGCUGCUUUCGUCAUCAACACGGAAGAUGAUAGUGUCAAGGGGGCGGCAUUCGACUAUAAUGUUCUCGACAUUGAGGACUCCUGCUCUGUUGUGUUCAGAGGCGAAGCCUUGAUCAUCGGUGGUUAUCAACGACCAAGGCAAAUUUCGAAGCUCAAUGAGUCGGGAACGUGCGGCAUCUCUCACAUGCUUUUGGUGCCAAGUCGUUUCAAAUCAUCAAAACGCCCGAAAAUGAAACUUUCCAUGACAUUUUUUCUCGCUGCUUCGGCUCAAGAUUUGGCCGACCAACGAUGUGUAGAUUACAAUCUUGGUCAACGAUGCAAAUCCGAAUGCAAUGGCGCUCUCUUCACUUGCGAUUCUGCUUGUGAUCCCGAUGACUACACCUGCCAAACUCGGUGCCAAUCGACCCACCUCGAUUGCACGAACACCUGUCCUUGUGGCCCUGCUUGUCCUCUCGGGUGCAGUUCAAGCGAUGGUUGCGCUCUCAACAGUUUCUGCUCCUACAGAAGCGUUCUUCUGAUCAAUCACGAGUGGGUAGCUGCUGCUUUCGUCAUCAACACGGAAGAUGAUAGUGUCAAGGGAGCGGCGUUUGACUAUAAUGUUCUUGACAUUGAGGACUCCUGCUCUGUUGUCUUCAGAGGCGAAGCCUGGAUCAUCGGUGGUUACCAACGACCAAGGCAAAUUUCGAAGCUCAAUGAAUCCGGAACUUGCGGCAUCACUCACAUGAAUGAAAUCCUAACUGUUGAACACAUGGAUGGUAUGUACGGCUCCUGUGGCGUUUUUGACGGAGCGGUCGCUUUAUGCUUCUACGAAAACUCUGAUGACAACAAGGCAUGUUGGACUUAUCAGCCAGGGGAAGAGCAGACCCAGCUUCCAAGUUCUUCUUUCGGCCACGAUUGGGCCGAAAUGGUUACCUUCAAGAACGAACUUGUCACUGUUGGAGGCUGCGAUUCUACUCUCGUCAACAACUGUAACAGCAACACUGAGGUUCUGUACACCGGAAGCGACAGUUGGGUAACUAAAGCUCCAGCGCCUUUCUCUGGAUACAUUCGAGGACAUACCAUGACAGCUGAUGGCGCAGCUGUUUAUCUCAUGGGCGGCAGAACUGUCACUGGAACUCAGAAAAACGUGUUGAUGUACAAAGACAACGUCUGGAGCACCCUCGGCGCGCUGAAUGAAACUGGCGCGACAAUCAGCUCCGCCUUCCAGUUCGGAUACAACUGGUACGUCGGAAACUGCGCGAUCGAAAGGACUACGUAUGAAGAUGGAAGCUUUAAUACCACAACGAUUUAUGGUGGAAAUGGAGGCUGCAGCCUCGAUUUGUACUAUGCUCACUUUGUUGAAAUUCCAACUGGAACUUGCGCAACUUAA